This is a messenger RNA of Brenthis ino (lesser marbled fritillary), 771 nucleotides long. Lineage: Eukaryota; Metazoa; Arthropoda; Insecta; Lepidoptera; Nymphalidae. The record is from the annotation of a GenBank genome assembly.
AUGGGAAAUAAAGUAUCCGCCGAAGCACCGAAUAUGAAAAUUCAUGGUGGUAAUGGAAAUCCACCACCUGAGUGUCCAAUGCAUAAUAAAAGCGCAGAUGCUAAAAAUGAUAUUAAAGCACCACCUUCUGAAUGUCCAGUUCAGAAUGAAAACAAUAUCAAUCCUUAUAAUAUGAUGCCACCAGCAAAUCAACAGCCAGCCCCAGAUCAACCAUUUUCACUUCCAACAAAUCGUCAAGUGUCUUCCAUUCCUCGUGCUAUGCCUGAUGGAUCAACAGAGUUUUGGGUAUAUCCUAGCCAACAAAUGUUUUGGAAUGCGAUGCUUCGUAAGGGCUGGAGAUGGAAAGAUGAUGAAAUCAAACAAAAAGAUAUGGACGACAUAAUUAGAAUACAUAAUGCUAAUAAUGAACAAGCUUGGCAAGAAGUCUUAAAAUGGGAAGCCCUCCAUGCUAAAGAGUGUGGUCAUCCGAGACUUAAGAGCUUUGGAGGAAAAGCAACAGACUACAGCCCUAGGGCAAGGUUUCGCUCAUUGUUAGGGUAUGAGUUACCUUUUGAUCGUCAUGACUGGAUAGUGGACAGAUGCGGUAAAGAUGUACGUUAUGUCAUCGACUAUUAUGAUGGAGGUGAAGUUGACAACAAAUAUCAAUUUGCAUUACUCGAUGUUAGGCCAGCGUUGGAUUCAUUUGAAAAUGUCUGGGAUAGGAUGAAAGUUAUGUAUAUGAGAUAUCGCUAUGAACUUAUUGGAGAAAAGAAAAAUACAAAAUUAACUAAU